Molecule: messenger RNA, 1011 nt
Organism: Trichoderma harzianum CBS 226.95
Lineage: Eukaryota; Fungi; Ascomycota; Sordariomycetes; Hypocreales; Hypocreaceae
Exons: 2
Coding region: 1-1011 (336 amino acids)
Source: RefSeq, a predicted model, not a curated record
AUGGACGCCUCAGUGCGGAAGCAAGUCGACCACUUCUGCCACCAAUAUCUCCAAUUGGAACAAAACUUGGACUACCCCGAACCUCAAAACAUCAGGCUCCCUGAAGUUCAAGAUGUCAUCUAUCAGAGACUCUUUGCAGACGAUUCUCUUCCCGGAGGCCCUCCUCCACUGAGGUACCAGGUGAGAGUGCUCAAGGAGCUAGUCUCCCGCAUUGAGGCCAGCAUAGACGACUGGGAUGAACAUGGAGUGUCCGAUGGCCUCAUGUCCUCCCUCUCUGUCUUAUUCUCCACACCAGCCCCCAACGAGGAUGAUGCUGUGCAGCAAAAGUGCCGCGUUGUCUAUCAUCUCGCAUCGUUGCCAGAUCACGAGGCUCGCAUCAACCUGUUUGAGAACCGCUCUCUCGUCGCCGCCGGUGGUACUACGGGUCUGAGGACAUGGGAGGCAGCGCUUCACCUGGGACAGCUUCUCUGUCAUGAUCCCAGCAUUGUCUCGGGAAAGAGAGUGCUGGAGCUUGGGACCGGGACUGGCUAUCUCGCCAUUAUGUGCAUCAAGUACUUGGGGUCAACCCAUGUCAUAGCAUCAGAUGGAUCAGACGACGUCAUCAACAACCUCCCUGAAAACCUCUUUCUGAAUCAGCUUGAGGGUUCAGAUGCAAUACGUCCCAUGGAUCUCAAGUGGGGGUAUGCACUUGUAGGAACCGAAGAAGAGCGGUGGAACGGCGGCCGUCCGUUGGAUGUUGUGCUCGGGGCGGACAUCACAUAUGACCCAAGUAUAAUCCCAGCCCUUGUCAGCACGCUUUUGGAACUCUUUGGCCUGUAUCCUCAUGUUGAGGUCAUCAUUGCAGCGACUCAGCGUAAUCUGGAAACGUUUCAAGUGUUUUUGGACAAGUGCCGCGACGAGGGGCUGAAGGUGGAAGAUGUCUCAUUUGAGAUUCCGUCGCGUGACCAACAAGAAGGGCCAUUUUAUAAUGAUCAGGUUGCUAUUAGAAUCUGUAGAGUAUCUAAAUUAUGA